This is a messenger RNA of Neurospora tetraspora, 2371 nucleotides long. RefSeq lists its product as uncharacterized. Lineage: Eukaryota; Fungi; Ascomycota; Sordariomycetes; Sordariales; Sordariaceae. The transcript has a single exon. The coding region runs from base 227 to 2035 and encodes 602 amino acids. The record is from RefSeq and is a predicted model, not a curated record. Gene Ontology annotation, biological process: regulation of transcription by RNA polymerase II. Gene Ontology annotation, cellular component: nucleus.
CUUUUUGAAGCGGCAGGGACACCCACCCCAGACGAAAAGUCCAAUCGGCAGGUGCAAUGCAAAGGUUCCGUCACAACCGGAAAUGUGAACUUGUAAAAAAUCAAUUCAAGCGAAUUCCUCCAAACCUCGGAGCUCUCUCUCCAAUGUUGGAGCUUCAACCCGGAGCUUGCAACAACGUCCAGGGUAGCAGGCCACGGCGACCAGUGCUGCUACUCCAGGCCCCAAAAUGAAGCGAAAACAUGACGACGAGGGCCCUGAUGGCCAUGACGGCUCCGACCAUGCUCAAGUCCAGUCCAAGAAAAGAGCUACUGAUUGGGUCCAGCAGCAGAAGAAGGAACACUCCCUAGAGGAACAGCUAGAGGCACCGGCCUUGCCCUCGCAAUCGCAAUCACCACUUCUUAUGGAUGGCAACGACAGCCCCGAACUCGACCCUGACUCGGCCUCUGUCGCCUCGGUCGCCAAUACUUCCCUCACCCACGCCGACCCGACGACUACGGUAGCAGCAACUAGUAUCAACACUACCACGACUCGUGCUUCGCGCCGCUUCCCCUCCGACCUCAAGACCAUCAGGUGCACAUUCGCCGGUUGCACCAAGACCUUCAACCGCCCUGCUCGUCUUGCUGCUCACCUCCGUUCCCACACCAACGAUCGCCCGUUCAAGUGCCCCUACGAUGACUGCGACAAAGACUACCUCGAAGAGAAGCACCUGUCCCAGCACAUCAAGGGUUCCCAUACCAACGAUCGAAAGUACACUUGCCCCGAACCCGGUUGCGGAAAGUCCUUCGUGACCAACACACGACUUCGCCGCCAUGCUCUCGUCCACGAGGGCGCCGACCGCUACCGCUGCCGCGGCUAUGGGGACUGUGUCCAGAGCUUCCGAAAGCACCAAACGCUCCAGAGACACAUCCGAACGGCCCAUAUAGGCCAGUCGGCGUACCCAUGCGGUAACGACGGAUGCGACGCCGGCUUCGACACUGCAAGUGCCUUGAGGAGGCACGUAGAGCGCGAGCACGGUGAUCUCAAAUUUUGGUGCGACGAAUGCAACGCCGAAGCAGAGGGUGAUGACAAUGGAGGUCGCCGUGUUGGAUUUACCACUAUGCUGCUGCUUCAAGCUCAUAUGAAGAAGGAGCACAACAACUGCGCCUUCUGCGGUGUCAGAUGCGGUACACAAAACGACAUGAUGCGCCACGUUGAGCUCUACCACUCAGCCAAGACGGUUGAGGAUCGGAAGACCAUCGCUUGUACAUGGGAGGGCUGUGACAAGAAGUUCACACGUGUCUCCAAUCUCAACACGCACAUCAAGUCGGCCCACGAAGGCCAUCGUUUCGUCUGCGGACAAACCGAUACUUACGACGCCAAACUUCCGGAGAUUGCGGACUGGAACUUCGCGGAAGAGGGUUGUGGCCAGGGAUUUACAACCAGGGUGAAGCUGGAGGAGCAUGUUCUUCAUGUUCAUCUUGGGAAGAAGCGUCCACCCAAGCUGUAUCCCGUCCCUUCAAUGGUCGCCCAAUCUCAGCAAGCUCAACAGGCUUUGCUGGACAGUCGUGACCUUGCUUGCUCUGUGUACGGAUGCGCCGCUCGCUUCAUCCGUCAUGCUGAUCUGGAUAGACAUAUCCAGCAUGAUCAUGGCGGCAAUGGUAUCAAAGAAGAGCAACAACAGCUGCUGCUGCUACCUCAAUUGCACGCGGCCGAGGAACAGGCAGCCACGGUACCAUUCCCGAGUGCUGCCAACUUUGGCGUCGACGACCUGGGAUAUGCUAUCGAUCCUAGUCUUGAACCCCAACUUCAGCAAGGAGAUGUCCACUCCGCACUCACCUCCUCUGGCGCUGCCCCUUCCCCUCAAAUGGAGCAAUUCACGCAUGUUCCAGUUACUGAUGGCGGAAGCUUCGGCGCUGUGCCUUUCUGGCUUGGCGAUCAGGCAGAUCCGUUUUCACUUCAGCAACAGCCUCCUGUCUUCGAAGAUUGGGCUGCCGAUAUGCAGCUGUUGAUGGGCCAGGAUGGUGAGGGUUCGGACCCGCAGCUUGCCAGAGCGUAGGACACACGGCGAGACCAGUAAAUGGUCAAGAGCGGGAGACUUGUCAUCUAUUUGAUGUUAUCGUCAAGGAAACAAAAUAGGAGAUGCUAGGUGGGAAGGUUCACGGAAAUAUUGAUACCCUUUUGUUAUGUGGCUUUGACAACGUGUAGACUACAUGGAGGAACAAGAUAUGGUUUACGGUUACGGCGUUUGAACGGAAUAGACAUACAGGUCGCGGCCAGCUUCGCUUUCUUCCACAUAUAUCAUCAUACACGGUUCUGUAGCGUUUGCUUAUCAAAAGAGAAUAAAGCAAAUUUAGCUCACUCAAAGCUUCACAACCGAUGUACUGACAUUAGG